Molecule: messenger RNA, 457 nt
Organism: Gavia stellata (red-throated loon)
Lineage: Eukaryota; Metazoa; Chordata; Aves; Gaviiformes; Gaviidae
Gene: FAM32A
Product: family with sequence similarity 32 member A
Exons: 4
Coding region: 1-339 (112 amino acids)
Cellular component (GO): nucleolus
Source: RefSeq, a predicted model, not a curated record
AUGGCGGACUACGAGGCGGUGCAGCGCGGACCGCUGCGGCUGAAGGGCAGCGGCGCGGCCCUGGGGGCCGGCAAGCGGAAGAAGAAGAAGGCGAAGGACAAGGCCCAGAUCCUGGAGCAGAUCGUGAGCAGCAAGAAGCAGGAGGAGGAGAAGAAGCGCGGCCUGGACAAGCGGACCCCGGCGCAGGUGGCCUACGAGAAGAUGCAGGAGAAGCGGCAAAUGGAGAGGAUCCUGAAGAAAGCAUCGAAAACCCAUAAGCAGAGAGUGGAGGAUUUCAACAGGCACUUGGAUACCCUGACUGAGCAUUACGACAUUCCUAAAGUCAGCUGGACUAAGUGAAUGGACUGCUUUUCAAGGCUUUGGAUCAGGAGUUGUGUUUUGUUUAUACUGAACUGGGUUGCCAUGUCAAUCUGUGUAUUCCCCAUACUGAAUGUUUAAUAUAUCUUCUGAACGUUUA